AUGGAAAUCAUGGAUACUCAGCGUGCCUUGGAAGCUGUGGAGAGACUGCAAGCCAAACUGAAGGAGCGAGGAGAGGCCCCCACACAGGAGAAACUCUCCCUGCUCAAAACUGUCCUGCAGAGCCCCCUGUUCCAUCAUAUACUCAGCUUACAGCAAGCUCAGCGGAAGCCCCCGGCGAAGGGGAGGAUUUCCAAAUCGGUGUCCAUGAACUGUGGCCCCUGUCAAGGCAUGGCGAUGGGCCUGAAGACGCUGAGCCACAGUGACUCCUACACAUGGGCCAUGGAGAACCGGAGGCCCAGCAAUGCCAGAUCCAUCAACAGGGACGGCAGCAUCUCUUCUCUGGGCUCGCAGGAUCUGUCCCUCUCCGACAUUUACCAAGAGAACUGCAUUCACGCUGAAUCACAAUACUGCACUCCCCCUCGAAUCUCCCGCACCAUGUCGAUGGGGAGAAACCUAUCUGCCAUUGCUCAUGAGAGGCGUCAUGUGGAGAUGAUUGAGCUAACCAAUGAUGGAAAAGGGCUCGGUUUUGGCAUCAUAGGAGGGCGGAGCACAGGGGUCAUGGUCAAGACCAUCCUUCCUGGUGGAGCUGCUGGACGGGAUAAGCGCCUGCGUAGUGGAGAUCAAAUCCUGCGCAUCGGAGAUACAGAUCUGGCAGGCAUGAACAGCGAGCAGGUGGCACAGGUGCUACGAAAUGCUGGUACCAAGGUGAAACUGCUCAUCGCCAGGGAUGUUACCAAGGACAACCACCUUUCCUCUCCUGUCCUCAGCCAGAACAGCUUGGACGGCAAGCUCAGUGACUUGAAUGAUGACUAUGAGUUCAGUGUGCAGUUCACUAAGAACAGUCGGGGUCUGGGAUUCUCCAUUUCCAGCUACAUAGGUGACCUAAACUCAGUCUACAGCGCUGGCGUGAUCGUGAAGAGCAUAGUGAAAGGCAGCACUGUCGAUCAAGAUGGACGCAUCAACAUCGGAGACAUCAUUCUGUCUGUGGAUGGGGUGAGCCUGCAGGGCUGCAGUGAGCAGCGUGCCAUGGAGGUGCUGAGGAGGACAGGUCCCCUGGUCAGACUGAGGUUGAUGAGGAAGGCUGUCCGUCUGAGUUACAUUCUGCCCCCAGUUCCUCCUCUGCAGCCCCUCCGACACUCCCACAGCUUCCAUGAGGGCAACCCCUACAGAGUGGGCCUCAACAAGAUUCAAGAGACAGGAAUCUCCACACUGCGUGAAAUCUCCCGGCGAGCAGCAUACGCCAACAGACGACCCCGACACGAUUCCAGAAACGGUGUGAAACUGACGCCAGCUGAGGAGGAAGACCUGAGAAUGAGGUGGCAGCAUGCAGUGGGACAGCGAUAUGAAGUUAUUGUGUGCCAGCUGGAGCGUUUCGGUGAGACAAGUGGUCUUGGCAUCAGUCUGGAAGCUCGGGCGGGACACCAUUACCUGUGCUCCGUCUUACCUGAGGGGCCCGUUGGGCAAAGCGGCAAGAUAUUUCCCGGAGACCAGAUAUUGGAGGUGAAUGGGAUCCCUCUCAUUGGAGAGACACAUAAGGAGGUGGUCAAUAUUCUGAAGGAGCUGCCGAAGCAUGUUUGCCUUGUGUGCUCUCACGUUGUGCCCCCUGCGAUUCCCGACAGUGAUGAGGAAGACGAGGAUGAUGUCCAUCUCACCCUGAAAGAGCUGCUGGCUGAGUUCAAUGACAAGUUGGACCAGGGUUGUGUUAUCCCCUGUCCUACAGCUGAGGACAUCACCAAGCGUGGCGUGCCCCCCAUGUCACCUCCUCUGGCCAUGUGGGAGAGAGAGGCGCAGGUGGUCGAGCUAGAGAAAGGCGAGUCGGGACUGGGCUUCAGUAUCCUGGACUACCAGGAUCCUGAGGAUGCCACUAAAACAGUUCUGGUAAUCCGCUCCUUGGUGCCUGGAGGCGUAGCAGAUCGAGAUGGUCGCCUGCUGCCUGGUGACCGACUCAUGUUUGUUAAUGAAUGUGACUUGGAAGGCUCCAGCCUGGAUUAUGCUGUGCACGUCCUAAAGUCCACCGGCUAUGGCCCUGUCCGCAUUGGAGUUGCCAAACCACUACCGCUGGAACUGUGUGGCGGCUUAACACCCAUCUCAGAGAGGAGCUUGCGGGCUUCCUGUGAUGACACUGACAGCCACACUCAGAUCAGCCUGCUAGCUGAGGCAGCGGAGGCUAACACCAACUCUUACAACUCUGAGGACAACAGCAUCAUCCAGCCGUGUUACACUACAACGGAAAACCGUCUGCGACAUCGUUUCGGCAUCAUGGAAGACGAGGAUGGGCAGCAAGCGCCGCCUCUUCCCCCUCGCACCAGCUUUGAGAGGACAAUCACUGUUGUCCGGGGCAACCGUAGCCUUGGGAUGUCGGUGAGUGCUAUCAAGGACGGCUCAGGCAUGCUGGUGCGCACUGUGGUCCAGGGGGGCUCUGUUAGCCAGGAUGGCAGGCUGGGGGUGGGGGACGCCAUCUUGGCCAUCAACGGAGAACCUACAUCCAAUCUGACCAACGCCAGGGCCAGGGCCACGCUCCGCAGACACUCUGUCAUAGGGCCAGAGAUGAGAUCCACCCAUGCAGAUCUUGACAGUCUGUGUGACUCGAAUGACAUAACCUAUGUCCCAGCCCAUCAGGUGGACGAGUACCGCGCCCGUUUGUGUUUACCGCCUCUGGCAUCCAUUGCAACAACCAGCGCGAGUCCCUCACCCACCCCACCGACCCCUUCUCCAGAGCCUGCCUCGGCUCCGGCCAGAUCCCCAGAUCCGAUCAGAGCUGCUGCGGCUCCGACUCCGGCUUCGUUCACCCUCAGACCCUCCGCUUCGGUCAAAUUUAAAUCGGCAGCUCCAGAUCCAGCAAUACGCAGAACCUCGGCUUCCUUCAAAGCUCCAUCCAGGGGCCCAGCCGUGGUCCCCACCAUCACCCCGGCCCCAGACUCAAGUUGGCAGAUUCCAAAACCUCUAGCUUAUAUGAAGAAGCAGGGAGGGAGAGAAGAUGGAGAGAUAGCGAAGGAGAAAAAGAACGGGAGCAGUGCAGAUGGGAAGAUACCACAGCUGGAGGUGGAGAUAAGGGUGGAUGGCAAAGAGGAGGCUGAGGAGGAGCUUUCUCCUCGUACCCUCCUCGUUUCCUGGGAUCAGCCUAGAAGUGUGCGGCUUACUCGAGCGCCAGGCCAGUCCCUGGGUAUCAGCAUAAUGGGAGGCAGAGGCAUGGGCCGAAGACUGAGCAGUGGAGAGAUGAUGAGGGGAGUCUUCAUCAAGCACAUCAGCCCCGACAGCCCGGCAGCACAUAAUGGCACCCUCCGGACUGGAGACAGGAUACUAGAGGUGUGUGGUGUGGACCUAAGAGAUGCCAGCCAUGAGCAGGCGGUGGAGGCCAUCCGUAGGGCUGGAGACUCAGUGGUCUUCCUGGUCCAGUCUGGACAGCACCGAUCUCAGUCCCCUUUGCUUACCAACCAUGAGAGACUAACUCCAACAUCCAACUCACACAGCAGCAAGGAAGCAGAGACUCCCAGUCUGUUCCUUAGUCUCUCCCCUACAAACCCCUUCACUCCCACCCCCUUUAAGGUACCUUCGCCGACAUACGAUAGAAUGGAUCGUAGGAGCCCUAUAAGUGACACAACACCAAUCACAGCGGCAGCUGAAGAUGAGGGGGAUACUGGCAGGAAAAAGAUGCUUCAGCGUUAUGGCAGCCUGUCUGGGAAGCUCCAUAUGAUUGAGCUGGAGAAGGACCCUGCAGCUCCUGGCCUGGGAAUCAGCCUCUCUGGAAACAAAGAUGGGUCCAGGGCCCGUAUGAGUGUCCACGUGGCGGAUAUAGACCCUCAAGGACCUGCUGGUUUGGAUGGGAGGAUUCAAGUUGGAGAUGAGCUACUGGAGAUUAAUGGUCAAAUCUUGUACGGCCGAAGUCACCAAAACGCCUCCACCAUCAUAAAUAAUGCGCCGUCUAAAGUCAAGAUCAUCCUCAUCAGGAAUAAAGCAGCUGUGGGUCAAACGGCGCAGGGAUCCCCAACAGAGUGUGAGGACACUGAGACAGACUGUGCAGAGCGUGGAGGAUUAUCCAGAGACAUCCAGCACAUCAUCCUGCCUCAGGAUCACGCGGGUCUCGGCCUCUCCCUGGCAGAGGGGGAGUCCAGGGACGGAGUGGUGAUCAGGUCGCUGAUCCAGCACGGCACUGCCAGUAAGGAUGGCAGGAUAAAGGUUGGAGACAGAAUUAUAGCGGUGGGUGACGAACCAGUGGCAGGACUCUCAGUGGACAAGGUGUCCAGUUUGAUUCUCAAACACCGGGUCACUGUCAAGCUCUCCAUCAGCCGCUCUGAGAGUCUCUCCCCCUCUUCUCCUCUACCUUCCCCGACAUCUCUACCCAACCUCUGCUCUCUCCCUCCUGCCUCCCUCCCUGUCUCUGACUCUUCAUCACUUGCUACCCUGCAGCCCUCUCCCACAGGGCCGUCUGAUUGGCCGGGAUCAGCUCCCACAGCUUCGGACCCCCUGAGCUGCCCGGUUGUGGCUGGCAGGGAGACCACCAUACAGUUUUGUAAAGGAAACGUAGGCCUGGGCCUUAGUAUCGUCGGAGGAUGUGACACUCUGCUGGGGGCAGUAAUAAUCCAUGAAGUAAACGAUGGAGGAGCAGCACAGAGAGAUGGAAGGCUGCAGGCUGGAGACCAGAUAUUAGAGGUCAAUGGUAUAGACCUGCGGCAGGCCACUCACGAUGAGGCCAUCGGUGUGCUUAGGCUCACCACCCAGCGCGUCUGCCUGUGUGUCUUCAGGCAUCAGGAGGCCUACAGGGAGGAGGACCUGUGGGACGUCUUUAGCCUGGAGCUGAGGCCUCGUCCUGGAGAGGGGCUGGGGUUCACCACUGUGGGGAAGAGUAAUGACACGGGCAUCUUUGUGUCAGAUAUCAUCAGAGGAGGCGUAGCGGAUUCGGAUGGCAGGUUGUCACUAGGUGACCAAAUCCUGUCAAUCAAUGGUGAUGAUGUCCGUGCAGCAUCGCAGGAGUAUGCACACAAACUUCUGCAGAGUUGCAGUGGAGUGGUCCACCUGGAGGUGGCUCGAUUUAAAGCUGGGCUGCAUUAUUCACAGCAGAGCCAGAGCGAAGAGUCUGACUGUUCCACCCUGACCCCCUCAAGUGGAUGUGAUGCUCCUUUCAGCCACCAGAGGGCGACAGAUAACAAGACAGGGAGCUUCUCAUUUCAAGACUACCCUAACAUCAGAAAAGUUAUAAUACAAAAGGGUCCGUGUGACUCCCUGGGCAUCAGUGUAGCAGGAGGAGUGGGCAGUCCCCAUGACAACGUACCUCUUUUUAUUGCUGCCAUGGAUACCAAUGGACUGGCUGCCAAAACACAGCAAUUACAGACAGGAGACAGGAUCCUCAGUAUCAAUGAUGUGUCUGUGGAGGGGAUGACUCAUGUCCAGGCUGGAGUCCUGCUGAAGAAUGCCACCGGAACCAUCAGUCUGCAGGUGUCAGCAGGUUCGGGUGAGUGCAGCACAAAGGACCACAAUGACAUGAUCGCGCGGUCGUCAGGCCAGCCCAGCAGCCUGCCCCGCAUUCACAACAACCUCUGUGCCCGCACAUACAAGACCAUCUCUCUGGAGAGAGGCUCCGCAGGCCUGGGCUUCAGCAUCGUAGGAGGGUUCAGCAGCCCUCACGGAGACCUGCCGAUCUACAUCAAAACAGUCUUCAACAAGGGGGCGGCCAUAGAGGACGGCAGGCUGAAACGUGGAGAUCAGAUCAUUGCUGUGAAUGGAAACUGUCUGGAGGGUGUGACACACGCUGAAGCUGUGGACAUCCUCAAGAGGACAAAGGGAACUGUAGUCCUAACGGUACUCUCGUGA
Messenger RNA from Plectropomus leopardus (leopard coralgrouper), 5808 nucleotides. Lineage: Eukaryota; Metazoa; Chordata; Actinopteri; Perciformes; Serranidae. The record is from RefSeq and is a predicted model, not a curated record.